Cottoperca gobio is the source of this 4180-nucleotide messenger RNA. RefSeq names its product 5-hydroxytryptamine (serotonin) receptor 5A, genome duplicate b (gene htr5ab). The record is from RefSeq and is a predicted model, not a curated record. Gene Ontology annotation, cellular component: plasma membrane. Lineage: Eukaryota; Metazoa; Chordata; Actinopteri; Perciformes; Bovichtidae. The transcript is spliced from 4 exons. The coding region runs from base 621 to 1661 and encodes 346 amino acids. Gene Ontology annotation, biological process: adenylate cyclase-activating adrenergic receptor signaling pathway; positive regulation of MAPK cascade. Gene Ontology annotation, molecular function: G protein-coupled serotonin receptor activity.
CAUCAUAAAGCAGCAGGAUUCGUGUCUCCUCAAGCAACCUCUGAUCACUGCAGAACAAGACUAGUUAGAAAGAGGGAAUGUUUUCCGAGCAGCGCAAAUAGUCUGACAACACAGACGCAUCGUCUUCCUCCACACUGAACAGAACAGCUGUUGCUUGCGCGACGUGCACGCCAAAACAACACACGCAAAUCUCCCACAUGCCUAGAAAACGCAGUGUUUAUCAUUUGACGUGGACUCAGUUCCCCCUUCCGACAACUGCGUGGUUCAUUCCAGCGGCUCUGUAUCCUCAGUGCGAGGUGUGUUUCUGCUGUCAUCAACACUGAGCCAAGCGGUUCAAUCACUCCGCUAACACACCAGCAAAGUGAAUUUGGAAGGAGAGGUUAAGACCGAGCUGAGAUCUUCUCGUGCAGGACCGUUUUAAGCCGAACUGUUAAUGAGCUGCAAAUGUCAUCCCUCUGCAGCCUCAGGGGAACUCUACUUGUGUAACACAGGAGCUACAACUGAAUGAAGAGCUAGACACAAAGAGAUUGUCUGCAGUAAUCAUGAGAAUGCAUCUACUGUCUGCAGAAACUGUCUCUGAAUCAUCUUGGCCCUUGGCUACGAGGCCGUGAGCUGCUACCAUGACGCAUCCCAACACCAGCAUACUGACCGCCAACUUCAGCGGAGCUUUGGACAGUCAUGACUCCGGGGGAAACAUCUACCGGCCUUUUUCUGUUUUCAGUGUGCUCACUCUUACAUUACUGGCAAUGCUGGUGGUGGCCACGUUCGUCUGGAACUUGCUGGUGCUGGUGACCAUCCUGAGGGUUAGGACAUUCCACCGGGUGCCCCACAACCUUGUGGCUUCCAUGGCCAUCUCCGACGUCAUGGUGGCCGCCCUGGUCAUGCCACUCAGCCUCAUCCAUGAGCUCAACGGCAGGCUGUGGAAACUGGGCCGUGUGCUGUGCCAGGUGUGGAUCUCCUUUGAUGUGCUCUGCUGCACGGCCAGCAUCUGGAACGUGACAGCCAUCGCGCUGGACCGCUACUGGUCCAUUACCAGGCACCUGGAGUACACGCUCAAGACGCGUAAAAAGAUCUCCAAUGUGAUGAUCGCACUCACGUGGCUGCUGUCCUCCAUCAUUUCCCUGUCGCCUCUUUUCGGCUGGGGGGAGACCUACACAGAGGGGAUGAAGUGCCAGGUGAGCCAGGAGCCAUCCUACACCAUCUUCUCCACCUUCGGAGCGUUUUACCUGCCGCUCUGUGUGGUGCUGUUUGUUUAUUGGAAGAUCUACAAGGCUGCCAAGUUUCGGAUUGGCUCCCGCAAGACUAACACGAUAACACCCAUGGCUGAGGUAAAGGAUGAAGGACAUCAGCCGCAGAUGGUGUUUACUGUGCGCCACGCCACUGUGACCUUCCAGACAGAUGGGGACACAUGGCGCGAGCAGAAGGAGAAAAAGGCGGCGCUGAUGGUAGGCAUUUUGAUCGGCGUGUUUGUACUUUGCUGGAUCCCCUUCUUUAUCACCGAGCUCAUCGUCCCACUGUGCUCCUGUGACAUCCCUCCCAUCUGGAAGAGCAUCUUCUUGUGGCUGGGUUACUCCAACUCCUUCUUUAACCCGCUCAUAUACACCGCCUUUAAUAAGAACUACAACAAUGCCCUAAGGAACCUCUUCUCCCGGCAGCGCUGAGCCGCUGCACAGUCGGCAGAUCACCAGCAAGCACUCCACAGUGUUACUCUUCCAGACAGAGGAGGACUAACCUGUAUUUGUCACUCAAUCAUCCUUCAGAUGGAUGAUAACCAGAGACUAUGUCUGUAAAACUGUCUGUGUUGUUUUUAUUUAUGUUUUGUUUAUUACCACUGAGGUAACCUCACAGCUGGACUGAGACGGGUGUCUGAGCUACUGAAUCUACAAAGAAAGAAUAAAUUGGUUGUGUUGUGGCAGUAGUGAAUACAGUGUUGUCUACAUGUCUGUGCCCUUAUGCUGUUUCAGGCUUAUUAGGGAGGAAGCCUUGUUAACUCCCACAUAAACAGUUUCAUCAUCAUAUGUGAAGCUGCUGGGAAUCAUUUCAAAGUAAAGCUGGAAGAAAUAUUAAAGAACAAACUUUUAGAACGGCACAAAAAAGAACCUCGUAAAUAAUAAACCAGGAACAAACUGUGGAUUAUUUUCUAAACUAAACAACAACAUGCUCAUGUUCGUAGAAAAUGGGUUUGAUUUAUAGAAAAGAAGGAUUAUCUCACUUGAAACCCCUCCACCUUAUACCUAGGAACACAUUAACUCUCUGGCUUCACAUGCAAUGUAUUCAUGCACACUUCUCGGUGUGUAGGUACAAUCUUUCUUCUGAUGCUGGCUUCAUAUGCACAUCAAUUCUCUUUGCACAUACUCCUACACACUCCCAUGUCUUUUAUAAAGCAGGGAAAUAGCAUAACAAGUUAUUAUUGCCAUUAUCUUUGAAUAGAUGCAUUAUUAAGAAACUGCAGCCACAAAUGAUCACGUCUCACUGCAGACAAAUAAAGUUUAAAGAAGCUAAAGUGCUGAGAGGAUGCAUGUUUUUAAGUAUGACAUAUAAUAGUAGGGGAAUAAGAAAAGCUAAUGUUACCCCAUACAACUGUUCGUAAUGAGCUCAGCACACAAAACGUGUGCUUCAGUUGGUGUAAUGUUGUUUUUGUAUGACUCCCCUGUUUCCUGCACAAAUUGCCACAUUCUACUAAAACUGUUCGACAUUGUAGAAACAGUAAGCAAACCUUUAUUUUGGUGUGUAAUAUACUGUAAUGUGAGGAAUCAAGCAUGAGAAAUUGAACCUCAGCAAAUAGUUGUGCUGUUAUGUACGUGAGCUCCAUUUAACGUCACCGUCCAGUGAAAACCAUGUAUCUCCAGAUUUGGUCAUUUCGAAUUAUUUAGAUAUACUGAAGGAUUAAAUGUUAAAUUUGGUUCUAGAAAAUUCUCUUAAUGAACUAAUCUAAGAGUCUAGGCUACAUGCUUACUUUAGCAUGCUAACGUGCUGAUGUUAAGUAGGUUUAAUGUUUACCAUCUUCCCCAUGUUAGUUUAGCAUGUUAGCAUGCUAACGUUUGCUAAGUAGCACUAAACACAGAGUCAUAAAGAACAAAUGAAAACUUUGGGUUGGUGAUGGCGCUAGAUGAAAAGUAAGGGGAAUCACCAAAGUUACUGCAUCACCCUGAGGGAGACAUGAAUGUAUGUGCUAAUUCAAUGGCAAUUCCUUUUGAGAUAUUUUCCUGAAAAACACAAAUGGUGCUAUAGGUCAAGUCUGUAGGAUCCAUCCACUGGGCUCCAUAGAUAUUAUAGCACAUUUCAUGUCUAAAUAAUAGUUUUUGAGAUGAUUCAGUUUGAUGAAAGUGGUAGAUCAACUGACAAAAACAACAUUGUAUUACAUGAAAACAUGCAUUGUGGAAAAUUGGUGUGUUAGCUCAUGCAACGUUUUAGAGAUACGUAGUUUUUACAUGACUAAAAUAUUAUAAAAGAACACAAUAAAAUAUCCUUUUUUUACACCAUGUUUUGUACUCUAGACAACGAUCUGUAAGACAAGACUGUCCCUGGUCUCUCAAACUGACCUCAACCUUAAUUUAUACUUUACUUUUACUGUAUAAUACAAACUUACAGACCUCAAAUAUAUAAGAAAAAGCCUCAAUAGUAAAAAAAAAAAAAAAAAGAAGAAUAAAAAAAACUAACAGAGUAAUAUAUGACGAUGGAGAAACAAUGAAAUAUAUGUGAAAAGAAAAUUAGCCCACUUGGUUCAAGUGAAAACAAUAUUCUGUGGUAAAUAAUUAAAUGCAUGGAAUAUAGACAGAAACAGGAAUCCUUAUUAUAUAUGGUAAAAUAAAUGACUACUGGUGAAAUGGAUUUGUUAUCUCUUAGCACUUCUUUCAUGUAUUAAUCGCAUGACUUGCUGGUUGACUUGAUCCAAUGGUGUUCUGCAGGAUUCAUUUAUUCAAAUGACUUCUCACUGCUCUGCAGAUGUCCCGAGGAUGAUUGAUUAUUUACCCUUUGCCCCUCUUAGGUCUUGUUCUGUGUGGUGUCCCAGCUCAGGAAAUACAAAGUGUUGCAGAAAUGUGUUGUUUACCGUUCAUCUCUGUUUCCACUUUUCACAUUAAAAAGAGGUAAAAAAAAAAAGAAAAGAAAAGAUAAAAGUUGACUAUUACCUCCUUCACAAGCACUUUUUGAAAAUCUAUACUUGUAUUCAUACCUAAAA